Messenger RNA from Gopherus flavomarginatus (Mexican gopher tortoise), 6128 nucleotides. RefSeq names its product phosphodiesterase 1A (gene PDE1A). Gene Ontology annotation, molecular function: 3',5'-cyclic-nucleotide phosphodiesterase activity. Bases 606 to 2534 code for a protein of 642 amino acids. NCBI's taxonomy places the organism in Eukaryota, Metazoa, Chordata, Testudines, Testudinidae. The record is from RefSeq and is a predicted model, not a curated record. The transcript has 16 exons. Gene Ontology annotation, biological process: signal transduction.
CUGGUAGAUAUUUAUUCACUGAAGACCAAUUCAGGAUCAUCUAAAGAGACAAAAGCUCUGGCAUUUAAGCAGGCAUUCAUUUCUAACUGUGGUGCAGCUGAUAUUGGUUUCUACCAUCUGCUUUCCUAUUGCAGCCUGCUUCUCCAACCUGCACAGCAAAAAAAAUAAAAAAAUUAAAUUUUCUGGACUGCUAAAGUCAUUCACAUUUAUCCUGCAUGGCAAUGAAUUCUCAUACAUUUUAAGGAAGCUUUUGUGCUUCAGUGCACAUCCCUACAACAAACGAAGUGCAUGGGGAAAGAGCUUGAGCCGUCAGUCAGUGAGUAGUAUAGUAGCUGGCUCACAUGCAUGGAGUAGACUUGUGAGGUCAGAAGAGCUGUUUAUAGUGCUGUAUGCUUAGGGGGAGAAAGAGAGUGGAUUUGUCUAUCAAAGUGAAUAGCAAUUCAACCAGAAGCUUUCCUUAGAAUUCCUUGUAAUUCUGAAAUGUUUUGAUAGAUGAGAGCUGCUCCUGUAUAACGUGUGGCUCCUCUGGCGUUUGUAGUGGACUAAGGAAUGCUUUUACUUGCUGCUGAGCCUGACUGUAACUGUGUUGCUGUAGGACAAUUACCAUGGGGGCUAGAGCUACCGAAACAGCCCGGGAACUGGAAGGCACCUCUUUAAAGUACCAAAUAGGAGGACACACUGAGAAAAUGUGGCAACGACUCAAAGGAAUAUUAAGAUGCCUGGUCAAGCAACUGGAGAAAGGUGAUGUUAAUGUGGUGGAUUUAAAAAAGAAUAUUGAAUAUGCAGCAUCUGUGUUGGAAGCAGUUUAUAUUGAUGAAACCAGGAGACUUUUGGAUACUGAAGAUGAACUUUCUGACAUCCAAUCCGAUUCAGUCCCACUGGAAGUACGGGACUGGCUGGCUUCUACCUUCACGAGGAAAAUGGGGAUGACGAAAAGGAGACCCGAAGAAAAGCCAAAAUUUCGAAGCAUCGUACAUGCUGUACAGGCUGGGAUAUUUGUAGAAAGGAUGUACCGAAGGACCUCUAACAUGGUUGGUUUGGCAUACCCAGCAGAAGUGAUAGUAACAUUUAAGGAUGUUGAUAAAUGGUCAUUUGAUGUGUUUGCCCUAAAUGAAGCAAGUGGAGAGCACAGUCUGAAAUUCAUGAUGUAUGAGCUGUUCACCAGAUAUGACCUUAUGAGCCGUUUCAAGAUCCCUGUGCCCAGUCUUAUUUCAUUUGCAGAAGCUUUGGAGGUUGGUUACAGCAAGUACAAAAAUCCAUACCACAAUCUGAUCCAUGCAGCUGAUGUUACUCAAACCGUGCAUUACAUAAUGCUUCAUACUGGUAUCAUGCACUGGCUCACAGAACUGGAAAUCUUAGCUAUGAUCUUUGCAGCUGCAGUCCAUGAUUAUGAGCAUACUGGGACCACAAACAAUUUCCAUAUUCAGACAAGGUCAGAUGUUGCAAUUUUGUACAAUGAUCGUUCUGUUCUUGAAAAUCAUCAUGUGAGUGCUGCUUACAGACUUAUGCAAGAGGAUGAAAUGAACAUUCUGGCAAAUUUAACCAAAGAUGACUGGAGGGAACUGCGUAGCCUGGUCAUUGAGAUGGUCUUGUCAACAGAUAUGUCAGGACAUUUCCAGCAAAUUAAAACAAUGCGACAUACUCUGCAGCAAACAGAGGGGAUAGACAAAGCCAAAGCAAUGUCUUUGAUUCUACAUGCAGCAGACAUAAGCCAUCCAGCAAAAUCUUGGGAACUGCACUACCGGUGGACAACGGCACUGAUGGAAGAAUUUUUUCGACAGGGAGACAAGGAGGCUGCUUUAGGUCUACCAUUUUCCCCCCUCUGUGACCGCAAAUCUACCAUGGUGGCUCAGUCCCAAAUAGGUUUCAUUGAUUUCAUAGUAGAGCCCACGUUUUCUCUUCUAACGGACUCAAUGGAGAAAAUUAUUAUUCCUCUUAUAGAGGAAGCUUCAAAGUCUGAAAGUUCUGCCUUUGGGGCACCCAGCCAGCAUAGCUUGGGAGGAGUAAGCAAUGCUGAUGUGCAAAGAAGACCCAGUGUUAAAAGUACUACAAGUGAUGGAGGGACUUCCACAGACAAUUCUUUAGCAACAGUAGACCUAUCAAGCUUUAAGGAAAACUUGGUGCAGAUCAUUCAAGAAAACAAAGGAAGAUGGAAAGAGUUAGCUGUGCAAGAAGAACUUGUGAGAAAUGUUGGUGAACAGCAAAAAGACCAAAGCAGAAAACCCGCAGAUGCACAAUUACAGGAGGAAAUAACCAGGACACAAAAUGAGAGUAGUCAGGGAAGCGAUGACACGCCUUUACCAAGAAGCGUCACUCCCAGUUCCUUCGUCCUACAAGUUAUAACUUUCGACUGUCCUCCUAGCGCAUCCAGCUCGGAGAAAUUCACUAACUCUGAUCCAAACCAGAAAGAUCUCACCGAGGCACAGCAAGAAACACAGCCCACUGACCCAUUGAAUGGUGAGCCCAAACACUGUCAAAAAUCAGAAGAUAUAGUAAAAGCCACUGAACAAAAACACGCUGUGAUACACAACUAGAUUUGCUACUUCUUAAACGCUUCAGACAUUUUAGUCAUGAGAGGAAAAAUAGAACAGCACUACAAGUUCCUAAUUCAGCUUUCUGUGAGGCUGUCAUCUCCUCUAUCUACUCGUUCUUGGACCAUGCCAUUUUUAUGGACAACCAUUGGACAAAAUAAUGAUAGUAAAAACCAUAAAAUCCUGAGCUGGUAACUCAAGGCACUUAAAAACUCUCAAGGUUUCAGAUGUAUUUGUAACUGUUUUAUUUCCUCUUCUAUUUUGCCUUCUUAAACCUAGCCGAAUACUUUUUCAGCCAAAACUUGGACUUCAUUUUAUUCGCAUCACUGAAACCAGUCAUUGCCAAAUGAGCAUGAGAUACAUGUUGAAAUAUAAGGCACUUAUCAUUUGCACUGCUGGUAACCUUGAUCUACAUCCAACGGAAAUGGAAAGCCAAAAUGAAACUGCCACAGACAAUCGUUUAUGCAUUCGCAAUGUCAGAUUUCUUAAAAUGUUUGGAAACAAAUUAGAAUGUAGACUGUACAGAGAAAUAUUAAUGUUGUACUAAGCAUCCCAUAUGAACAAUCAAUGUAUCCUGAUGCUGUGGCUGCAAUUUGGAGAAAAUGUGGUGUUUAAUGAAACCCGCCUUUGAAAUAUCGGUUGUAAACCUGUUAAGUAAUUGUCAAUGCUAAGAUCAAAAUAUUCUAAUGGUGUUCAGUAGGACCUUGGAAGUGAAGUCACACCUGCCAUGGAGUUAGGUGUAUAUUGUUUGAGAUCACGGCAGAGGAAAUAGAUACAAGAAUGUUCAAGUGACACAUUGGCUUCACGUAAGAAAAAACAUGUAUAAAUAGUGUUUCAGAUGGUAUUGUGGCCCCUUACACUGAGCAGGAAGGGAAAAUUUGGAGCCUUGUGGGUGAUUCUGUUCAUAUGAAAACUCAGUGACAAGAAGUCAGGAUAAUCCAUGCUGUAUUUGGUUUAUUUCCACAAAUAUUCAUACAAUCCUGUUUUCCCGAGCAGCAGUAGAAACAUACAGCAAUCAGGCAGUUAGUUUCCAGCCAGCACAGUGCCCAAGGGGAGGCUCCCUCCCUGCCUCAGCUUCCUUCCAGGGUCACAUGACUACUUCUCCUAUCUCACUCCCUCUAACUCUCACAAUCUGCAAUCAACUGCUCGCCCCUGCAUCUGGAAUCUAAAGGGAAACCCUGUAGCUCCACACUGCCCUCUGGGUUGCAUGUUCUGAGCAGAUGGCUUAGGCCAUUAAACUUACAAGACUCCUUUAACAGGCCUUUGGGUGGUGACCUCCACAACCAACAACCCUUCAUAAGCAGCCACUCGUCCUUUUCACAACAUUAUUCAGUGGGUGUGAAAUUCACUCCUGUCUAGAUGACCAAAAUAAGACCAAUGUACUAUUUAUUUUGGGACCCUAAGUGGGACUAAAGUGGAGCAUAGGCCUCAUACUGGUCCUCAGCAAGGUGAAUUUCACCCGGGUUGAAUAAGGACUAAUGCAAUAAUCACAAUUAUGUUGAUUUUCACUUGUGUCUUUAUUUUUUGACUCUGCCUCUUUUUUGGCCUGCACACAUCUGAGCAAUUGUGAUUGAACUGGGUAUAUUUCAAGCUCUCGAUAUUGGGGUUAAAGGAUUUCCAAAAGGUGGAACUCAUGUCAUUCAACCCAUAAGCCAUAUAUUCACUAUGCAUAUUUAGUGUGCAUAGUUUUAAUUUAAGAAAUAUUUGUGCAUAGAGGGUGUAAAAAGUGCAUUUAAAAUGUUUUUGAAUCCAGUCCAGAGCUUGUAUUUAGCAUGGACUUUCUGUACAGUGCAAAUAACAAAUGAAAUGUUAACAUGAAAUUGUAUUAUAUACAUUAUAACAUAACUGUUUUUUUGGGGGGUGGCGUGUUUUUUUUUUUCUGAGUUAAGGAUUUAUAUAUAUACUCUGCUAGAGUUUGGGCAGAUCAUUAGAUACCUGAAUCACUCAUUUGUACCUUCUCAUUCUUUCAUUGAAUGUUUUUUGCCUCCUCUUAUAAUAUACUAUAAAUAAUCUAAUGGUUCCUUAGAGCCAUUAUGACAAUGAAAAAGACAGUAUGGUCAUAUCAGAAGUAAUUUUGUAAAUUCUGAGCCGACUAGGUACUGUGGCAAAGCUUCCUUUGAAUUCAGUGGAGCUUUGCCUCAGUAAGAGUGGAGUCAGAACUUUGGGAUUUUGCCAUGUGGAAAAACAUGGGGCUAGAUUUUUCAGAUGUGCUGAGCAUCCGCAGCUCACACUGAAGUUGGUAGGAGCUGCAGGUGCUUGGCAUCUUUGCAAAUGAAGUCAAUGAAAUCUUAGUGUUAUGAGAGAAUACCAGUAUUUUCCAAACAUGCCGUUCAUGAUUCACGGAGACUAAAAGCUUUGCACAAAUGCAUUAAAAGUUUGACCUCCACAUUUCAACUUUUGACUUUUUUCAGAAUUGAAUUUGACCUCUCUGCUGUAUCUAUGUCCAGUAGUGAUUUACACACAGCAGACAUUUGUUACUGAAAAUGUAUUUACCAGCAGAAUUCACUCCAGAAUCUGCAAGGCACUGUGUGCCUUGUGUGAGGUGUUCAGCACACUCCACUCAUAUUGAGCACCCUCAACUCCUUGGCUGGGAGUUAAGCGAGCUAUACACCUCAUAGGAGGUAUUCGGCACCUUCCAUGACUGGAUCAUUAAUCUGCAAAUGUGUCUUGUGUAUAAAUAACCUGACUUGCCAGUUUAUAUUCAAUUUUUAAGCAUUGUGAUGGACUGCAUUGAAAUAGUGAAGAAGGAUGCUCCAUUUUCUCAAGUAUGUCUUCUAGUUAACAUAAGUUAAGUUUCCUUCUUUCUUUGCAGUAAGAUUGUGCCAGUGUUUGACCCAGAUCCUGGGUUAUUUAUAGAGGUGAAAUUUACCUCAUUGGAGAGAACCAACUUGAAACCUAUGCGCCAACUCAUUUUACUCUUCAGAAUAUGGCAUAAGGGGGACUUAAAUGGUGUAUAAACCUUGUGCUAAGGCCUCUGUAGGAGGAUGAAUUUCCCUCUUAAACAUUUGAAGAUGCACUAACACAAUAUUGCCUGGGGCUAUAAGGAAUGGGGUUUGUGUAUGCAUCUCCCCUAGGGCAGUGUUUCUCAGCUGGUGUGCUGUCAGGCCUGAACAGGUGUGUCACAGAAUUUUUUGAAAAAACUCCAUGUGAGAACAAAAAACCUUCCCAUGUAUUUUAAUUAGCAUCAGAGCUGGAUUGCAUUCUGUACUUUUGCUGUCUGGGACAAGGCUCCUUUCAAAUAUUAUGCAUGUGUCACAUUCCAUUUCCCAAAGUGAGGUUAAGAUAGCAAAUUUUACUCCUGUGGAAGGGUGGUGGGAACGAAGAAAGAAGGGGGGAAGGCACCUUCUCAUUGGCCAUCUGCCUCACUGCCCUGCCUCUUCCAGAGGCAGAGCAACCAAUCAGAGCUCAAUUUCCCUCCCUCCUCCUGGUCUGGGAGCAACAGGUCAGCUCCUCUGUCCAUCCCACUCCCUGCAGCUGCUACUGGCUGAGUGGGGGGGGGAAGAGCCCCUGGAACCACCCCCGCCCCCAGCCUGCAAGUGGAGUGUGAACCCUGCUGCAGCACUCCAGGGUUGGAAGGGGGGAAGAACCCCAGGAGAA